AUGGAGGAGUAUCUGCGAAACGCGCCGAUCCCAGAGUAUUCUGAUGAGGAGGGCAUCAGCAUGCCCCUUGACGACCUCGGCGAAAUAUCCGGCACCGACACUAGCGUUGAGGACGGCGAGAAUGGGGACCCCGUCGACGACCACCACGAAGAGCCCGAGUUCGACCCUCUCGCCGCCGGGCUGAAGGAGAUCUCCAAUCUAGGAAAGUUCACUGUCAGCAGCCACAAGCAAGGCAACGGCGUUGAGCAGCUGCGUAACGACAGUCUGAAGACAUACUGGCAAUCCGAUGGACCCCAACCUCAUAAGCUGACGGUUUAUUUCAUCAAGCGGGUCGGUAUCAGAGAUAUCCGCUUCUUCGUGGACUACAACGAGGACGAGUCCUAUACACCCACCAAGAUCAUCUUCAAGUCCGGCACCAGUGAGAACAACCUCAUUCAGUUCGCGACAAUGGAGAUGUCGCAACCCUCUGGCUGGCAGCAGGUUCCGGUUGCAGGCGCUGGCGGCGGCCCCGACGGCAACACGCUGGUCUCGUACGUGUUCCAGAUGCAGAUACUGGAGAACCAUCAGAACGGAAAGGACACCCACCUGCGGUCCAUCAAAAUCUACGCGGCGGACACUGAUGCCCCCAAUGUCGACAUGGACAGUGCGAACCAUGUUGUGAAUGAAGAGGUGGAUGAGGAGCCCGCCGACCCUUGGGACCUUUCUGUGCUCGAAGCCGGCCUUAUUGUUCCCGAUUUCAUGAAGGAGCCUGAAAUCCGAUGA
Molecule: messenger RNA, 762 nt
Organism: Colletotrichum spaethianum
Lineage: Eukaryota; Fungi; Ascomycota; Sordariomycetes; Glomerellales; Glomerellaceae
Product: anaphase-promoting complex subunit 10
Exons: 3
Coding region: 1-762 (253 amino acids)
Biological process (GO): anaphase-promoting complex-dependent catabolic process; protein K11-linked ubiquitination
Cellular component (GO): anaphase-promoting complex
Source: RefSeq, a predicted model, not a curated record